This is a messenger RNA of Telopea speciosissima, 1583 nucleotides long. RefSeq lists its product as uncharacterized. NCBI's taxonomy places the organism in Eukaryota, Viridiplantae, Streptophyta, Magnoliopsida, Proteales, Proteaceae. The transcript is spliced from 5 exons. The record is from RefSeq and is a predicted model, not a curated record. The coding region runs from base 31 to 1413 and encodes 460 amino acids.
UAAUUUUCUUUUCAUGUUUCUUAAUAAGCAAUGGGAAAAAUGCAACAUUGUUCUCAAUGGUAUCUGCUUUUACUGGCAAUAUUUCUCUUGGCCUUAACGGUGCAAGCUAAUGAAAAUGGGGUGAAAACUGCUGUUUUCCUGUCGCCGGAGUUUGUGCUGGGACCAGGAAAAGUGGAGAAUAAAUUCUACUAUAAUAUCGACUAUCCAAGAGGUCAUAUUGCAAUUAAGGAAUUUUAUGGUGAAGUGGUUGAUGAGUUGGGAAAUUCUGUGGCUCUUCACGAAACUUAUCUCCACCACUGGGUUGUAGAAAGAUAUUACGCCCCCAAGGGUGUGGAAGUCCCGGAGGGUAAUGAUGAUGGUCUUCACUUGUCAAAGAAUAUUAUAGUAAGAAACUCUGGAGUUUGUCAGGGAAAUGUUCUGGGGCAGUAUUUUGGUGUUGGAUCUGAAACACGCAAAACAAAGACUUACGUCCCAGAUCCUUAUGGCAUAGAAGUUGGGAAUCCAAUGGAAAUUCCUAAUGGCUUUGAGGAGAGAUGGUUGCUUAAUAUUCAUGCAAUUGAUACACGGGGUGUGGUGGAUCGGCUGGGAUGCACAGAAUGCAGGUGUGAUCUCUAUAAUAUCACAAGGGAUCAGUUUGGCCGGCCUUUGCGUCCAGGGUAUACGGGAGGCCUAUUUUGUUGUUAUGAUCAAGUGCAGUGCAGCUUGAAAGAAGGCUUUGAGAGUGUCAAGAGAAGCCUUUACUUGAGAUACACUGUGAAAUGGGUAGAUUGGGAGGACACUAUUGUACCUGGUAAAGUUUAUUUACUUGAUGUUACUGAUACCGGGAAGAGGGCACAUGAUUCAGCCAGACUUGGUGCUUUACAUGGUUGCCAGGUAGAGUACGAAGUUGAGUCCUGUGGUGCCAAUGGUUUGGCAAAUAAUGGGUGUGUAGAUACCAAGAAAGCAAGCAUUGUCAUGCCCCAUGGGGGUUCUGUUAUCUAUGCUGUUGCCCACCAACAUUCAGGGGGAGUCGGAUCAACUCUAUAUGGCGAGGAUGGUCGAGUUAUAUGCUCUUCUUUACCAAUUUAUGGAGAAGGGAAGGAACCAGGUAAUGAAGCUGGUUACAUUGUGGGAAUGUCUUCAUGCUAUCCUCAACCAGGCACAGUUAGGAUAUUUGAAGGAGAGACUUUGAUUUUGGAAUCCAACUACAACAGCACCCAAAAGCAUACAGGGGUGAUGGGUCUCUUCUACAUUUUGGUUGCAGACUCGCCACCAAAGCCCAUGCUAUCUCUACGAACUUCAGUUCAUCAGGAACUGAAGAUGCUUAGCAAAUAUUCAUGGGCAUUAGUUUUCAUUGGAGUGGCUGUAGCUGUAAUAAUCGGUGUUGGUUAUCUCCGAAGGAAUGAAAGAGAAGGCGGUUACCAAUCCAUAUGAUGUAUGAUUAAUCACUAAGUGUUAUAGUUGUUUUGCCCACCAAUCAAGCUCUUAAUCUCACAGAUGAGAUCAUUUUGCUAGACAGUAAUAGCUCUGUAAUAAAUCUUGUAUACUUUUCUAUACUACCAUAAUAAUGAUGUCCUAUACUGGUCUAUAAUCACAACCUCCUU